AUGGGAGACGGAGGAGAAAGGCGCAGAUGGGAAUACUGGUGUGUUGCUCUGCGUUUCUCUUUGCUGCUGUGCUUCGUGGAGCAGGUUUCGGCUCAGAUAAGGUACUCUAUUCCAGAGGAGGUGAAAGAGGGAUCCGUUGUUGGAAAUGUUGCUAAGGAUUUGGGUCUUGACAUCAGUACUUUGUUGGAGAGGCGGUUUCGUAUCGUUUCUGGAUCUAAGGACGCUCUUUUCCAGGUUAAUCAGAACAAUGGCGUCUUGUAUGUUUAUAAGAAUAUUGACAGAGAGGAGCUUUGUGUCGGAAAUGUUGCAUGUGUGAUAGAUCUAGAGAUCAUUGUUGAAAACCCGUUAGAAGUCCAUUACGCAGGUGUAGAAAUAACAGACAUAAACGACCAUACCCCCAGCUUCUCCGAGAAAGAUAUACACAUCAACAUAGCUGAGAAUAAACUGCCAGGGGCUCGUUUUGAACUCCAGGCUGCGCGUGAUUUGGACUAUGGCAUAAAUUCAGUACGUACCUAUAAAUUAAAUCAAAACGAGCAUUUUGAUUUAGAGCUGCGAGAUAGCGGGGAAGGUUAUAAAAUCCCUUUUUUGGUUUUACAGAAAGCCUUAGAUAGGGAACUGGAGACCAAACAUGUAUUACUAUUGACAGCAUUAGAUGGGGGGAAUCCACCUGGAACAGGUACUCUGAACAUCACUGUCACAGUCCUUGACACAAAUGAUAAUCAACCUGUAUGUAGCCAAGACGUCUACUCAGUGAAGUUACAGGAAAAUGCUGAUAUCGGUAGGAUUGUAGUACGGGUUAACGCAACUGAUACAGACCAUGGAUCAAAUGGAGAAGUUGAAUAUAGACUUGGUAGGAAUUUAAAGCGUGGAGUAUAUGACAUAUUUGAACUGGAUAGCCUUACUGGAGAAAUUCGGGUUAAAGGUCCAGUAGAUUUCGAGGAUAAUGAGGUGUACAGGUUAAAUAUAGAGGCGUCUGAUAAAGGCCAACCUCCACUGACUGUUGACUGUCGAGUUAUUAUAAAGAUAACUGAUGUAAAUGACAAUAAACCAUCUAUUGGUGUUACGUCCCUCUCUAAGACGGUGUCUGAAGUUUCUAAACCAGGAACUGUUAUUUCUCUCAUCAGUGUGACAGAUAAAGAUUCCGGUAUUAAUGGUAAAGUGCUUGCUAGUAUAUCUGAAGACGUGCCAUUUGAGUUAAAGCCAUCAUAUAAAGAAAACGUAUAUUCUGUCGUCACAAGGGGCCGUUUAGACAGAGAACUCGUCUCCCAUUAUGACAUCACUAUAACAGCCACUGACUGUGGUCAGCCUCCUCUGUCCACAUUCAACACUCUGAACGUCCAGAUAUCAGAUGUGAACGAUAACAGCCCAGAAUUCUCCCAAGACCCUAUUGAGCUGUACUUAGUGGAAAAUAACGCCCCUGGUGCAUCCAUAUUCUCAGUAAUCGCUUCUGAUAAAGACUUAAAUGAAAAUGCAGCAAUUUCAUAUCACAUUGUUAGAGGUGAUGUUUUUGCAUCUUUCCUGAAUAUCAAUUGUGAUAAUGGACAUAUUUCUGCUCUAAAAAGCUUUGACUUUGAAACCUUCAAAACAUUCCAAUUCCAAGUUGUAGCUACAGACUCUGGAACUCCGUCACUAAGCAGCAACGUCACAAUGAAUGUGUUCAUUCUGGAUCAGAACGACAACGCUCCAGUGAUCUUGUAUCCAGUCAGCGCUAAUGGUUCCGCUGCAGGUGUGGAGGAGAUUCCCCGCAAUGUGAACGCAGGCCAUUUGGUGACUAAAGUGAGAGCCUAUGACGCUGAUAUAGGAUAUAACGGCUGGUUAUUAUUUUCACUGCAGGAAGUUACUGACCACAGUCUCUUUGCCUUGGACCGCUAUACAGGACAGAUAAGGACACUUCGGUCAUUCACAGAGACAGACGAGGCUGAGCAUAAACUGGUCAUACUGGUAAAAGACAAUGGGAACGUUUCACUCUCAGCAACAGCUACUGUGAUUAUCAACGUUGUGGAGCACAAAGAGGCUUUUGCAGCUUCUGAUGUUAAAAGCGCAGUAAAAGACGAGGAGGAGAACAGCGUUACAUUUUAUUUGAUCAUAACUUUGAUGUCAGUUUCAGCACUUUUUAUCAUCAGUAUCAUCGUGUUGAUUGUAAUGCAGUGCUCCAAAGCCCCAGUCGAUUCCUCCAAGUAUUUACAAGAUGUGAAUUACGACGGGACACUGUGCCACAGCAUCCAGUACCGAUCCGGAGACAAACGGUACAUGUUAGUUGGACCCAGAAUGAGUAUAGGUUCUACUAUUGUCCCGGGAAGCAAUGGGAAUACUCUAGUGGUACCUGAAAACAGGAGGAGAGCUUCUGGAGAGGUAAGAACUGUCUUUGAGCAUUAA
Molecule: messenger RNA, 2376 nt
Organism: Oncorhynchus nerka (sockeye salmon)
Lineage: Eukaryota; Metazoa; Chordata; Actinopteri; Salmoniformes; Salmonidae
Product: protocadherin alpha-3-like
Exons: 1
Coding region: 1-2376 (791 amino acids)
Biological process (GO): homophilic cell-cell adhesion
Cellular component (GO): plasma membrane
Molecular function (GO): calcium ion binding
Source: RefSeq, a predicted model, not a curated record